This is a messenger RNA of Corvus hawaiiensis (hawaiian crow), 5013 nucleotides long. Its product is annotated as dual specificity protein phosphatase 22-A-like. Gene Ontology annotation, biological process: transforming growth factor beta receptor signaling pathway; positive regulation of JNK cascade; regulation of cell population proliferation. The coding region runs from base 566 to 1438 and encodes 290 amino acids. Gene Ontology annotation, cellular component: cytosol. Lineage: Eukaryota; Metazoa; Chordata; Aves; Passeriformes; Corvidae. The transcript has 3 exons. Gene Ontology annotation, molecular function: protein tyrosine/serine/threonine phosphatase activity. The record is from RefSeq and is a predicted model, not a curated record.
GAGCUAAAAUCCUUUGGGAUGGGUUGGGAGAGGGAUGCAGGCUGGAGGCACGAGCAUCGUGUCCUUGUGGCAUGGGACAUUCCUGCUGCUCCUACCGAGGGGCUGGAGGGCAGGAUUGGGAUCUGGAGAGCUCGGAGCUGUGUGGGCAGCACCUGCGGGCCUGGGGGGAUGUUGGCAGCUCCGUGAAGAUCAGCAAGGCCAGCAGGGAAAUCCCCUGGGACAGGCUUUAGGCAGGGGAAAUCCUCCCAAAGGGUGAUGCUCCGUUUGCUGUGGUGCUGGAGGAGCCUUGCACUGACAGCUCCUCCCAGGAAUGAGAGGCUCAGUAUUUUUAGCCUGACCGCAGUGUCAGAGACUCCCUCAUCUCUCCUGCUCUUCCUGGGAAGCAGAACCCGCUCCUAUUCCUGAAUAAAUUCAUCCUUGUUUGCCUCCCUGGAAGAUGCCAAGCCCAGCGCUCCCAGGGCACCCUUCUCCAUGGGCUAGCAGGGAUGGAGGAGAUUCUGGAGGGUUCCCAGAGGGACACCAGCUCCCUUGGCAAGGGGCACAGUGGGAAUAACCGUGGGAGGUCAUGCUUUGGUUUCUGAGAAAUCCGGAAGGCUGCGUGGGUGCACGCCCACCCCGUCACGCGGAGGCAGAGGAAGUCCGGCGCUGGAGCAGAGGUGCUGCCAAAGGGACCCUCUUCUCCUCCUGGAAAACCCAGGCCUGGGUGCUCAGGGAGGCCACCAGCAGCACAAGUGACCAGAAUCAGGUUUUCUGCCUCAAAACUGCCCCAGGGCUCGGCGUGAUGCUGGCAGCAGGGAGGGAUAGGCAGGUUUCAUUGGAAGGAGAGGAAUACCUGGCUCAGCGUGGGAUCUCAGUGGGACAACAGCUCCUGGAAUCCCAGCCAGGGAUGGGCUGGAGGGAUGGGUCUCACCAGAGCCUGCCACAAACACCCAGCUCUGCCCACUCAGUACACAUGGAAUUAGUUAUCCUGUUUUCCAGGCUGCAGCAUUUUAAGGAGUGCAUCCAGUUCAUCCAUGAGUGCCGGCUCGGAGGGGGAGGCUGCCUGGUGCACUGCCUGGCCGGGGUGUCCCGCAGCACCACCAUCCUGGUGGCCUACCUGAUGACGGUGACAGAGCUGGGCUGGCAGAGCUGCCUGGCUGCCACCAAGGCCGUGCGCUCCUACGCCAGCCCCAACGCCGGGUUCCAGCAGCAGCUGCAGGACUACGAGAGGACCCUGCUCUGGGAGGUAAAGUCCCCUUGGAUACAUUUUGGAGGGGUUUGCAACCAGGUGCAGCUCCUUUGCAUGCAGCUCUCUGUUUGUCCCAGCUGGGUUUUGGGAAUGUCAUUGAUUACCUGGGGAUUUGGGGGUUUGCACGCAAAAAAAAAAAAGGAAAAUAAAUUUUUAAGAAGUGCCUCGAUAUUAUGUGAGCGCACUUCAAAAAGCUCUGGAAAACCCUAAACCCUAAACUAGAAAACCCUAAACUUGUUUUCAUGAGUUAGGACACAGCGGGAGGGAUGGGAGAGCAGUUUGUCCCUUGGGAACCUUAGGAAGGAGCUGGGCCAAUUUCCAGGAAUGCAGCACGGCGGGAGCUGGAGGCGAAGAGGGGGAGUGGAGAGGGAGGAAGGCUCUUGUGAGGAGUUUCGGGAUGUCUGGGCACGCUUGGAUGUGCCAGGGCUCCCUGUGCCAGCCUGCAGAGGCAGGUGACAGGUGGGAGCAAGUGUGGGUGGAGAAAUCUCCAAUCUUUCCUCCCCAAAAUGAGAUGGAGCAGCAGAUUUUGGGAGAGCAGAAGCUCGGGCUGGAUGGGUUCCCAUCCGUGCAGGGGAGGGAGGAUGGAGCAGAGCCCAGCAGGAUUCCAGCAGCUGGGAUGACAGUGGCACGUUCAACUGGGAGCAGAGAUCAGAGCUGCACUUUUGACCUGGAAAGCCUCCGAAAGCAGAGGAAAAGGCCUUGAAAGGCAGAGGGAAAGGCCUUAAAAAGCAAAGGAAAAGGCCUUUAAAAGCACAGCUCCCACCUGGCUCUCCGGCUGCCUCCAGCCUCCCACUCUGGACUCUGCUCCUUCACCCAUCCCUGGGGUCCCAAACUUCACCUGGGACACAGCUGGACCUCUGCAAGGAAAGGGGAGCCGUGGAAAAGAGGUGUGCCAGGGAUGUCACCGCCCAUGUCACCCCUGGACUCGGCACCAUCCCUGGAGGCAGAGCCCCCCACCCUCUGCAGCCCCGAGCAUCCUGCGAUGGCCCCGUGACAGACAGGACCCUGAGGUCCCUCCGGCCCUGCCGAGCCCUUGCAGGGGAUUCCUGCCCUCCCAGGAGGGAGCAGGGACAGCAUGAGGCACUGGCCCAAAGGCCAGCCCCUUCCCCAGCCCCAAGUUCCCUUCCCCGGCUGCGGCGGGCGCUGUCACAUGAGGGAUGUGGCUGUGCCCCGUUAUCACCAGCUUGCAGAAACGCCCGUGGAGGGGGGUGGAAAAUGCUCCAAGGGAUUACAAAACACCCCAGGGGCUGGAGAUUCCCUGCAGGGCUUCCCCUGGCUGGGCCAGCUCUCCCUGGCCCUUCCCACACUCUGGCUGAGUCCCGGCACAGGCCCUGCUCUGGGGUUUGCUCAUCCCAGUUAUUCCUCCUGCUCCCAGCAUCCAGACUGGGCUCAAUGGUCACCACGCUUUCCUCCCUAUCCCUUGGAAGCUGCUUUUCCAUCACCUCCCAAGUUUUGCCAGUGGCUUUGCAAUGCUUUCCCUGAAAUACCCGAGGCACAGCCAAGGGUGGAGGAACUUGGAUGUGUUUUCUUGACCGUGGGAUUUAGCAAGAGCUGCCUUUUCCUUGAAACUCCCACUCCGUGAUGACAGCACUGGGGAGGGAAUGGCCCUCGGGGUGGAAAAGCCUCAAACCUUGCUGCUUGAAACCUGUGAGGAAGCAGGUUGGUCCUUCUGGGCACCUCCUCAGGCUGUGGUGCCUCAGUUUCCUUCAUCCCAGGGAGCUCAGACGGGAGCAUGAGAGGAAGGAAUGGGGAAGAUGCUCCCUGGGACUGCCCAGCCUCGCUGCUGGAGCAUGCAGCUGCGGUUUCAAGCUGGCAAAUGGGGCUUCUCUGGGCUGGAGGGAUAAAGAAGGAAGGAAGGGACCAAGAGCAGCAGCAGGAGGAUGGGUAAGGUUAGAAAAGGAAGUCAGCAGGCACAGACAAGACAGUGUGGAUGUGACAGAGGGCACACAUGGGCACUCUGGUGACAGAUCCGUGCCCUGUGGUACUGGCACAACAUGGCUAGGCUGCCUUUCUCCCCCUGGUGCCAUCCUAGAUGGGCUGGGUGCUCCUGGCCUGGGAGAGAGAGGGAGGAGGAGGAGGGCAGUGGGUUGGUGGUCUGCGCUGGAGGAAACGGGUUGGAACCACUUCUUGCUCUGGCUUUAAAAGGAAAUGCCUGGCAGCUUCCCCCAUCUCUCACCCACUCCUUCCCUCCUCCCUGGGUGGUGGGAUCCAGCUCCGAGCCUGGGUGCUGAGCCUUGGUGGGUGCCAGGCAGCUCUUCCCAUGGAGCUUCAUCCCUCUGCAUGGUUUCCAUGGAAGGGAUGUUCCCCCCAUGAGAUCCUGGCGUGGAUUCUUGUCCCAAAUCCUGUCCCAAACCCUUUGGGUCUCACUUCCCAGAGGUUGUUUCCUAGCAUGGUCUGGCUCUGGGGGAGCGCCCUGAGCACGGGAUCUUCCUGCUGGCAGGUGGCAGUUGUGUAACAGCCAUGGCGAGUCCUGCUGUGGGACGGAGUGAAUUUGGGAAAUCCAGACAUUCCCACUGGAAAUCCCCCCUGCCCCAGCUGAUUUUCCCUGGCUGCAGGAGAGGGGGAUACCACCAGGGUCAGUCGCAGGCUUUUUUGCCCUUGUGGCUCAUCCAGUGCUGAGCUGCCAAUCCUGCUGUCCUGCAUCCCGAACUUUUCCUGCGAACUUGGUGGCUAGUGCCCAUUUGGGAAGCCGAAUCCACAGCAAAGGCACCUCAUCCAAGGUGGGAGCUGCUUCCAUCUCCCUCUGGAUCCCCUAGCUGAAUCCCAUCCUGUCCCUGUGCCACCCCAUCCCAGGGCUCCCAUGCUUGGUCCCUCUCUGCACCCUUUGCACCCACGGGUGCCCUCCAUCCUUUUCCCGAGGUGUUUGCUGUUGCUGCGUGUGCCCCUACUACUCAUCCCAGUAAUUCCUAGCUGGAGCAGCAGGUUCCCAGCUCCUCAGGGAGCUGGCAGAGCUCUGGUUGUUCCCUACAAGCCCUGGGCAGCCAGAAUGGUGAAUCCUGGCACAGCUGCCCCUUCCUGCCCACGCUCCUCGGUGCUGCAAUUUGGGACUGUCUGGCUCUUUCCUCAUCCCAGCAGUAACGGGAACAGUUUCUCUGGACCAUCCCUUCCUUCCCAGCCACCUCCAGGCCUCAGCCUGCUUCCAGCUGGCCCCUGGCCACCGGGAUACUCCUGCCUCGGGAGCAGUCGGGAUGAGGGGGAUGAGAAGUUCCCCACAACCUCCCGGUGGUGAGCGAGGUGCUCUGACAACAAACCUGCCCCACCUUGCAAGGGCCAUCUCGGCGGGGGGGGGGAAAGCUUCGGGAAGCAUUCCUUACGGGAAUUCAGGCACAUGAGGAACAGCAGCAGCUUCUUGGCAAGCAGAAAUAAAUAAAGCUGCUGUCCCAGCUGCAGCCACUGCGGGAAGCUGAGGGUGCUGCCAGCUCUGUGCCGGGCUGGGGAUGUGGGGAGUGCUGGGAUGGGGGGGAUCCACAGCAUCCGUGGUGAGAUGAGUGUGAGCUCCGGUGGGAUUGGGACCUUCCUGCGUGCUGGAUGUGCCUGGGGAUCCCCCGGCCUCGCCUGAGGCUGCGGAGGGCUGGGAAUGCAGCAGGAAUUGCUUGGCUCCCUGCUUUCCAUUGGAGCUGUAGCAGCCUUGCUCUCUCUCUGGGGGUCUCUCAGCCUUUUCAGGUGACCCUGACAACCUUUUUUCCUGGCAGUACCGCGCCUGGAUCCGCCGGGAUUAUGGCAGGAACCCCUUCCAGGACCAGGAGGAGCUGCAGCGCUUGCUGGGCCAGCAGCACGAGGGGCAG